AUGGAUUCUUCUCACUCUACCCACUCGGCUGACACUAAGACCGUCGAUGCUACGCAUCUUGAGAAUGCGGGCGUUAAAGGCAAGGGUGGACUUGAUGAGAGAAAUUUGCCGACUUACCAAGAUGCGAAAACGCGACGAAUCCUUCGAAAAGUCGACUUUCGCUUGAUUCCAAUGUUGACACUUCUCUAUGUGCUUGCAUUUUUGGAUCGUGGAAAUAUUGGAAAUGCCAAAGUCGCGGGGAUGAAUGAAGAUCUAGGGUUGACCGGAACGCAAUACAAUUUAGCAUUAACAGUAUUCUUUUUUCCCUACGCAAUAUUCGAGGUCCCAAGCAACAUUGUGCUUAAACUCCUUCGUCCUAGCAUAUGGAUGUGCAUACUCAUGCUCUCAUGGGGGUUGGUCAUGACAUUUCAAGGGCUAGUCAAGAACUACGAACAGCUGGUUGUCACUCGAGUCCUUCUUGGAGUAACGGAAUCUGGUUUCUUCCCUGCCGCUACAUAUCUCCUGACAAUUUGGUACUGCCGCUUCGAGAUCCAGACCCGAAUCGCCGUCUUCUUCUCCGCCGCGUCCCUCGCAGGCGCCUUCUCGGGUUUACUAGCGUUUGCGAUUGAGAAGCUUAACGGCAAAGGAGGUCUAGAAGGAUGGCGCUGGAUCUUCAUUCUCGAAGGCAUCGCUACCGUCAUUGUCGGGCUCACUCUCCCAUGGACACUGCCAGACAGCCCUGCCAUGGCCGGCUUCCUCACUCAAGACGAGAAAGAGCACCUGCAGCGCCGGCUGGAGCAAGACGCCGGAACCUCCUCGGGACAAGUGCAGAUUGGCGAGAAGUUCCAGUGGAAGUUCCUAAGGGCUGCUCUAACUGAAUGGAGAUUGUAUUUCGGAGUCAUCGCAUACUGGGGGAACAGCAUUUGUCUCUACGGGUUCACGUAUAGUGCCCCCAGCAUCAUCCUGCAGCUGGGGUACUCUGCCGCCAAUGCCCAGCUACUCACUAUCCCUAUUUACAUCGUCGGGGUGCUUAGCGUCCUAUUAUUUGCCCGCAUAGCUGACAAGAGACGUUCUCGCUGGAUCUUCAUCGUAACACCAUUCUGCAUCUCGGCCAUCGGCUUCAUCGCCUUACUCAGCAUCCCACACCCAAAAUACCCCGGGCUAACAUACGCUUUCCUAUUCACCAUCCCGGCUGGCGUCUAUCCGCCCCUCGUCGGCAUCUUGGCCUGGGUCGGGAACAAUCUCGCGCCAUCCUGGAAGCGGGCCGUCGGAAUGGCUCUGCUCAUUUCCCUCGGCAAUCUAGGCGGAGCCAUCGGUUCAAACAUCUUUCUGGAGGGUCAGAAGCCUCAUUACCCCCUGGGCUACGGAUUCUCACUUGGAAUUGUUGUCGGGGCUAUUGGUUGCGCGCUAACUCUGGCGUAUUCUUGGGACCGCGCAAAUAAGAAACGAGACGCUGUUUCUGAGAAUGAGGUUCGUGCUAGGCAUUCCGAGCAAGAGCUAUUGGAUAUGGGUGACAGAUCACCACUAUAUCGAUAUGUAGUUUAA
Xylaria bambusicola is the source of this 1524-nucleotide messenger RNA. Its product is annotated as retrograde regulation protein 2. Gene Ontology annotation, molecular function: transmembrane transporter activity. The transcript has 8 exons. Gene Ontology annotation, biological process: transmembrane transport. Bases 1 to 1524 code for a protein of 507 amino acids. Gene Ontology annotation, cellular component: membrane. NCBI's taxonomy places the organism in Eukaryota, Fungi, Ascomycota, Sordariomycetes, Xylariales, Xylariaceae. The record is from RefSeq and is a predicted model, not a curated record.